Racocetra persica is the source of this 3705-nucleotide messenger RNA. The record is from the annotation of a GenBank genome assembly. NCBI's taxonomy places the organism in Eukaryota, Fungi, Glomeromycota, Glomeromycetes, Diversisporales, Gigasporaceae.
GAAAAUGUAUUACGGCUGGUAAUAUUUGUUGAAGAAAUCCUUUUUAAUCACAAGGACUUGGCACAAUCUGUAAUUCAAAAACAAGUUAAUAAUGAACAAAGAACUGACACGAUUUCUGGAAGUUGUUCUUCUUCGAUUGUAACUACAUAUGAACCUAAUCCACCGACAUUAAACAUAUUGAAAUUCGAAGAUACGGUUAUACAAAAAUUAGAAUCAAAUUUUACAUCGUUUUCUUCCCAAAAAUAUGAUGAUAUGGUAUUUCAAAGCUCUAGUAAUCCAUGGGAAGAAGAUCGGGUUCUGACUACAAUGUACCUAGAAAUUAUGGAUACCAUUGAUAGGACCGGAAAUUGGAGAACGGAUAUGUCAACAAAUUGUGCCGGAUUGGUUAGUAUUUCAUUACAAGAACGAGAGUUGCGAGAAAAGGCGCUAGACGAACUCAUGGGAUUUGCAGAGAGGCAUGUUAAAAUUCCAGAUAAAAGUUCGACAGUAGAAAAGAAACAUUUAGAAGAUUUUUAUUGCCAUGAUAGUGAUAUCUUUCAACAGCAUAUUCUCAUGAUGCUUGGAGAAGUUCAUUAUGCGUUCACUGCAUCACAAAUGAUGAAUGGCGCAUAUGAUCAAAAAAUCAUGUUCGCAUAUUAUUUUAUAUUACAUAAAUGCCGCAACUAUUUAGUUAAUCUUGGAAACAGUGACCUUUCUUCCGUAGAAUUUAUUGACUCUAUUUGGUCAGGCACGAAAUUUAAUGAUCACGCAUUUGUAAAAUUUGUCACUUCACGUAAUUGGAUUAUUAUGCAUGAGCGUCAUAUAGUGCCCUCCAUGAAACAUGCAGACGAAAAUAAUUUUGCCAUGGUGCGAAAAAUGAUGGAAAAGUUUUCAAAGAAAGUUAAUCUUUUUAUUGGUCGUUCUAAAAAGGGAGAAAUAAAUUCAUCAAAAUCUGAAGAUGCUUUUGGCAUAGAAUUGGAUACGAUUGUUAAAUCUUAUAGAGAGCAGGAAUUAGCGCGAUUAACUAGUUGUGAGGUUGAUAAAAAGAAUGAAGACUUAAGAAUUUCACGAAAAUGGUUGUCAAGGUUUCAUGAAUUAACACAAGAACGAGGAGUAUGGUCAUUAGGAAAUCAAGCCGAUGUUCAUUGGAAAUUGGACAGAAGAGAAAAUUAUUCGAGAAUGCGCCGAAAACUGGCUAUUAAUUACGAUUAUGAUGCACAUCGUGAGGCUAGUGCCAAGCGAGAUAAAACACCCAUCGCAAUGCCAGUUAACAAAACGAAAAAUUUAAGCAUUCAAAGGAUCAAAAAGGCUGCCACCCCAGAAUGUGGACGAGGAACUACUCCUAUAUUGGAUGCUGUAGAACCUUGGACUGAUGCAUGGGGUUUUAGUGGGUCGUCUUUGGUUUCAGAAUCUGAAAGUUUAGAAUCUGACGAUCAAGAAUGGAAUAUUGUAGCAGGAGAUAAUGUUGUUGAUACAGUGGACCUUUCUAAUGAAACAAAGUUAUUUUCAACUGAAUGCGAGUUGAUUGUUCUAUUAUCUGCUAUCAAAGGUCGAAUUGAGCUCACUUCUACACAUCUUUCUUUUUUGGUUGAUCGACAUAAUCUAUUGCAGGAGCUCAAUAAUAUCGAAAAGGGCUCAAUUAUUGUUGAUAGUGAGAUGCUUAGAGAUAAAAAAUGGUCAAUUUCAGAUAUACGUGAAAUACAUAUGCGAAAAUAUUUAUUAAGGCGAAGUGCUUUUGAACUAUUUCUAACUGAUCAAACAAAUUAUUUCUUUAACUUCCCGGAACCAAAGGAUCGAACCAGAAUAUUCUCAAAAAUAACCUCACUUCGACCCCCAUCAAUGCUGAAUCAAGAUACUCGUUCACCAGUUACGAUAUUUCAAAGAACGAACUUGACUGAACGUUGGCAAAGACACGAAAUAUCAAACUUUGAAUAUCUUAUGCACCUUAAUGGCAUGGCAGGGAGAUCUUUUAAUGACUUAACACAGUAUUUUGUUUUUCCGUGGAUUAUUAGCGAUUACGAGUCUGAGACAAUUGACUUGUCCGAUCCCAAAGUUUAUCGUGAUUUAUCUAAACCAAUUGGUGCAUUAAAUCCAGCAAGAUUACAGCAAUUUAUUGAUCGAUAUGAAUGCUUUGAUGAUCCAUCGGGAAGGAUAAAAAAGUUUCAUUACGGAACACAUUAUUCAAGUGCAGCGACUGUAGCAUGUUAUUUAAUUAGGAUGGAGCCAUACACGUCUGUGCAUAUUUCUUUGCAAGGAGGAAAAUUUGAUCAUGCUGAUCGUCAGUUCUAUUCCAUUCAAGAUACAUGGCAUUCUGUUAAUAAUGCAAGUGGAGAUGUUAGAGAGUUAAUACCUGAAUUUUUUUAUUUGCCGGAAUUUUUGGUAAAUCAUAAUAAAUUUGACCUUGGUGUACGGCAGGAUGGUAAUAGACUCGAUAAUGUGGGUCUGCCAAAAUGGGCACAUUCUCCUGAAGAAUUUGUUCGCAUUAAUCGUGAGGCCUUAGAGUCAGACUAUGUGUCUGAGAAUUUACACCAUUGGAUAGAUCUAAUAUUUGGCUACAAACAAACUGGAGAAGAAGCAGUCAAAGCAUGUAAUGUAUUCUAUUAUUUAACAUAUGAAGGCGCUAUAAACAUCGACAGCAUCCAAGACCCAGUAGAACGCAAAAGUAUCGAAGAACAAAUAUAUCAUUUCGGACAGACACCAACACAAUUAAUGACCAAACCACACCCGCCACGAUUCCUUAGUAAAGAUUUUCUUAGGAAAGAUCUAUUAAAUUCAAAUGACAACCAACAAAGAUUUGUUGUUGAAUUGAAAUGUGGAAAGUUACAUUUUGUUGAUUUGCCAAUACCAGAUAAAGAAAGUUUUCAAGAUGAACAAGCCAUAAUUACCAUUGAUGAGAAUGGGAUUAUUGGAUACCAUCGAGUUAUACAUAGAAGCAUGUCUCCGGAUAUACCAUUUACAGUAGAAGUUGAUCCUAAUUUGCAGUACAAAACUCGAUUGAGUAGCCCAUUUAGUUUCGAUGCAAUUAUUACACCAAGAUGUUUUACUUGCAGUAAAGAUGGAAAGGUUAUUCUGAGUUGUGGUCAUUGGGAUAAUACUGUCAAAGUAACUCUUAGUGAAACGGUGACAGCUGUGGCUAUUAGCGAAGACGGAAGGAUAGUUGUUACUGGUUCUCGAAGUUCAAACUUAUUAUCAUGGAGAGUUAAUUUAACAGAUGAUAGCGAAUUUCUAAGCAUUGGGAAUUCCCCUCUUCAAGCAUUUUAUGGGCAUGACGACGAGAUAACGUGUAUUGUCGUUAAUGCAGAACAUGAUAUUUUAAUAAGCGGAUCAAAAGAUGGAACUUGCAUUGUUCACUCAUUAAAGAAUGCAAGUUAUAUUCGUACACUACGUCCUUUAGAAGGGUUAGAUUCUAGUGUCGAAUUCGAUGAAUACUUUUUACAUGCAUAUAGCAUAAAUGGGAAGUUUUUAAAUUAUGUUGAAAUAAAUGAAAGAUUAAAUCACAUUGUUUCGUCACAAGAUCAUAAUUUAAUAGUUACUUCAAGUGACAAAGGAAAAAUCUGUAUUUAUGAUGGCCUUAGUCUAGACUUAUGUCAUGAAUUUGAAAUACCAUUAAUUGGUAGAUGUAUAAAGUUGAGUAAUAAUAAUCGACAAAUAUGGAUUGCUGGAGAUGAUGGAAAAUUAUUUAUUAUUUCACAUUUGGGUGCACACGCGGGCAAGAAUGCCGUGUAA